This is a messenger RNA of Ciona intestinalis (vase tunicate), 1448 nucleotides long. The record is from RefSeq and is a predicted model, not a curated record. Lineage: Eukaryota; Metazoa; Chordata; Ascidiacea; Phlebobranchia; Cionidae.
CGCCUUAUACUCGGUUAUAUCUACAAACCUAACAGUGAUGUAUGUGUGUGUAACUAACGUAUACUUGGUUGUAAUGCAGUAUUAAAAAGUGGUGCAUUACUUUGCAGUUAACAUUCUGUUAAGUUUAUAAUUGAUUUAAACAAUCUACACAUGUAGCAAAACAUGUCAGUUUUGAGAAGCUCUUCAAUGCAGCAACAAAUAUGGUAUUUCGGAAGCCUUGAGCGAAUAGUGGCUGAACAAAUUCUGCAACCAACGUCUGAAGGAACAUUUUUAGUCCGAAACAGUAAAAGUAUUCUUGGAGAUUUCGUGCUUUCAGUAAAACAGAAAGAGGAAGUUAUUCAUUACAUAAUACGACGAGAGCACAGCAAACUAGUGCUUAAAAACCACGUAUUUUUAUCAAUGGUGACAUUGCUUGAACAUUACAAGACCCACUUCGUAGGCGAAGGACGUUUAAUAAAACCAAUGAACAAAUUCAAUUGUCAAUUGUGGAUGGAAACGCAGAAUACUGAGGGCAGUUCGACAGAUUGGAGUUUGUUUGCAGAUCCAACAAAACCAUCGUUGCCUCCUCCGUUACCACGGCGGGACAUGGCGACGAUGCGUCUACCGUUCCUGGUUCGUGUCUCCGCAGAUUUCGUCGCAAAAAAUGGCAAUCAACUCUCUUGUGUUUGCAACGAGGAACUAGAGGUGUUUGAAAUCAUUGACAAACAUUGGUGGCGAGCGAGAAAUGGUUUGGGAAAGAUGGGAAGAGUGCCAUCGACAUGCGUGGAGUUUUUAACGUCAAAAGUUGUGAUGGAACACGAAGAGAAAGGCAAAAAGCGGAAAAUAUCAAAUUUUAUAUCAAAGAAAUUUAAAUCAUUAAAUACGGCGAACGAAACUAUGCAACCGCACAAUAAGUAUGGAAAUCCAAGUAUUCGACAACCGAUCUAUGCUAAAGUGGUGAAGAAGUUGAAGCCUAAACCGAACGAUAGAAUUAGUCUACAACUAAAGGUUGGAGACAUUGUGACCAUCAUUAAAAUUUAUCCGAACAAUAUCAUGGAAGGAAUCGUUAACACAAAGCAGGGAAAGUUUCCAGCAGGUCAUGUUAAAGUAAUCGAAGAACCUAUCGAGGAGAGUGAGGAAGAGAGUUCAUAAGAUUAAAAUGAAAAAAGGAAUAACAGGCGUUAUCACCUAUUGUUUAUUCUCGCGUGGGUUAAUAAGGAUUUAUACGUCGACCCUGCAUGACAUGCAGAGGUCUGUUGUACAACUUUAAAAGUAAUAAUAUUUUUUUUAUAAAUGUCUACUCAUUUUUAUGAACCGCUAAUAACUCUCUGGAUUAGCAGAAGCACACGAUAUAUAUAUAUAUAUAUAAUAUAAGCCAAAUAUAUUAGCCACACGUUUACCAUCUUCGGUUUAAUUAUUUUAUUUGAACGUUUUACGAAAUUAUUCUUUAGAAUAAAUCAAUUGUUCUU